AUGGCGAGAUUCAUCUCGAGACGCCUGCGCCAGUCGGGCCAGUCAGAUCCGCUUCAUCCACGUCGUUCAAAGUCCAAACAGUCAGCCCCCAAGCUCCAGAGACUGAAGUCACGAAAGCGACAGCAAUUCCAGAAUGAGAGGCUGGGAAUCAAGCUCGUCACAGACAUGACCCGCUUCCGCAAAGGACCCCAACACGUUGCCCAGAUUGUGAAACCCUCUCCAGUCCCCAGCGCGACGGGCAAGUUUGCAGAUGCCAGCGCAACAGGCAAAUUUGCAGAUGCAAGUGCCCUGCGGGCCCUGGAGGGGUCUCCCUCGUCUGCUUCCAUGGGCAACUGGGCCUGGCUGCGGAAUAACAACAAUCAGUCUCCUGCCAGCGCCACUCCGACCUCACAGCGCUAUCUUUCGCCCGAAGAGAGCAAGAUCGUCAUUGGCAUGUCCAUGUCCGAAGACGAUGCUGCUAGCAGGACGAUCAGCCCCUCAACUGCAACCGUCGCCACCCCCACAGACAGGUUUCCCCCUCAGCCAACUUCCUCAACACAGCCUCGAUACCAUCUUGGCCAAGCUUCCCAAUCGGCUUGGUCGCCCGAUACGGAAGAUGGAUGGUCGCCUGCUCGUCACCCCAACAUAUAUGCACAGUCCACUGGCCAGUCUUUUGUGCCCCCUGUGCCCGCCGUGCCAUCUGAUCUCAAGAAGAACAAAUCGACAAAGGCCAGCCUUUCCAAGAAUGACUUUGACGACGACAACUUCACACCAGUGACCUUGUUUGAGGAAGACGGUAAAUCCCCCCAGUCAGCCUUGUCCAAGAUCUCUCCAGAGACCACCCGAUCGCGAUCUGGCUGGUGGGAUCACGUCAGUACACCGUUUAAGGAGCGCUUCAGCCCGUCAUCCGCCAGGUCGGCCAAGGAGGCGGCAAGCCCCGACGAGUGGUGGAAGGGCGCCGACGAGAAGAAGCCCGGCUACAUGGCCCGAGAGUACGCCCCGUCGGACGCAUCCGCAUCCACACUGCGGCCCGUGGUGCCCAUCAUCCGGGAGCCGUCGCCGACCAUCGCAUCCUCCUCUCGCGCGUCGCCUCCGCCCAGUUCAUCUGGAUCGGAUACACGCUCUGAGAAGGCUGGCAUGGUAAUGGCAGACAACGCUGACCCCAGUGACGUGCCGCCGCCCUAUGAGCGUACGCCGUCGUCUGAGAAGGAGUCCCAGCAGCCUGUUCGGUUUCGCGCCGUGUUCCCGCCAAACCAUCCCCUGGCGAACCAGUUCCCACCUUCACCGAUGCCCGGAAGCCCAGGCCUCGACAGAGACAUGUCGUCUAAAGGCGAUAUCAAGAUGUCGGAUGUGCCAUUGACGCCGGCUCUCACCGGACCGGAUGCCGCAGCAGCGGACGCUCCGCUCCCUGACCGAGUGGCCGGCACAUAUGUUGGUGACCAGUUCCAAACCGUGCACGGCGAUGAUCCUGCCGCCAAAGUCGAAAAGACGAGGCGGCGCCACGAGAAAGAGGAUGUUCUCGCUCGCAAGGUCGGCGGCUUCUGGAAAGGCCGAGGCUGCCUGCCAGAGGAAGGUUGCUACGGACGCUCAGGCCGAGAGGGUCGGCAGCGCAGACGGCUCUGGCUCUUCAUCUGCCUGGCCUUCUGGCUGCUGACCAUCCUCGGUGUUGUCCUGGGUGUCGUGCUGUCGCGUUCUGACAAUCCAGAACAGGCUUCGGUCUGGCUCAACCUGACCGACUUCCCAGCGAUCCCCACGGGUCUCGCGACGGUCGUCGGCCCGGACAACUCAGAAGCCAUCACAGGCUGUGUCGAGCCUGCUUCGCUGUGGAGCUGCUCGCUGCCUCCUGAGCAGCAGGCUGCGAAUGAGCCGAGCGACGCAGACCAACCCACCUUCAUCUUCCAGAUCCAGUACGACAACAACACGCGCGAGCUGUGGGACAUUCCCAACAGCGCCGCCCCGACCCCGACAACCACGGAAGGGGUCACUGCUUCGACCAAGUCGGCCUCUUCUUCCACCAAGACGACGGCGACGACCACAUCGACCACGUCUAGCGCAGCCUCAGCAACAGCGACAGAUGCCCUCUACGGCAGCGAACCAUCUAACAAGCAGCGGCGGGAGGCAGACGAGCUCAUCCGCCGGGACACCCUCUACGACACAGGCAUCGCGCCCAACCCUGCAGCACCGUCCUAUGACGACAUGUGGUUCCUGGGCAACUGGACCGACGGCAUCGUGUCGGCCAACAAGUCGGGCGAGCCCACGCCCUUCUACAUCAGCUUCUUCACCAACGUGUCCAGCAGCGCGGGGCCCAACAUGCUCACCGACUCGACCUCCUCCUCCUCCAAGCGCAAGACGCGCCGAGACAGCGGUAGCCUGGCCUCCAUCCUGCCAGCACCGAUGCUCAACCCCGACGGCACCGGCGCCACGGCCCAGCUGCAUCCGUACCCGUUCCAGCAGCCCUUGCGCCUGUACGACCGCGGCCUGGACACGGAGCACUACGGCUUCUACAGCUACUUCAACAAGACCAUCUACGUCAGCUCGAUCGACAACACGUCCACAGCCGACCCGGCCUCGGGCGGCGUGCUGGAGAGCAGCGCCUCCUGGUACGUGACGUGGACGCAGACGCGCUUUGUGGUCAAGAUCUGGACCCGCAAGACCAACGGCGGCGGCGCCCGCCUCAUCGGCUCGUCCGGCACCGCCGCCUCGUCCAACACCACCAGCCCGGGCAGUUUCCCCUACCCCAUCACCAUCGGCGAGGACACGCACGGCGGCAACCUGCAGACCAAGUACAGCUUCGCCCUGGCCGUCGAGGAGAACCAGGUCAUCAACAGGACCGACGCCCAGACGUUUGCCAAUAACAUCGCGUACGGAAGUCCCGUCGUGAACCCAGCGUUUCCAGACGGGGACCUGAGCUGGGGCGGCACGGAUGGAGGCACGGGUGGGUGUCGGUGUGAGUGGGUGAACUGGGUCAAGGAGGAUGGGAGUGUUGAUACGAGUUUUGGUUGAAAACACUGAACAACCAAGGCGAUGAUGAUGUGAUGAUGGGAGAUGUUGUGAGGACGGAGAUGAAUCAAGAUGAAAGAAGAUGAUGAAUACAGCUUUGCUGGACUGAGCUGGAUUUCAAAAGAGAUUAAAAAAAAAGAAGCCAAGCAAGAAAAUUAGAUGUUUGGGAUCCAAAAAAGUAUCUCGCUACAAUAUUCGAGAGCCCGAAUAGUUAUUGCGGCCUCUAGAAAAGUUAAUUAAUACCUCAAUAUCACUGUUACCACA
This is a messenger RNA of Cryphonectria parasitica EP155, 3243 nucleotides long. RefSeq lists its product as uncharacterized. Bases 1 to 2982 code for a protein of 993 amino acids. The transcript is spliced from 3 exons. The record is from RefSeq and is a predicted model, not a curated record. Lineage: Eukaryota; Fungi; Ascomycota; Sordariomycetes; Diaporthales; Cryphonectriaceae.